Lactuca virosa is the source of this 738-nucleotide messenger RNA. NCBI's taxonomy places the organism in Eukaryota, Viridiplantae, Streptophyta, Magnoliopsida, Asterales, Asteraceae. The record is from the annotation of a GenBank genome assembly.
UUCAUUCAUCCUCCUUUUAUUCACGAGAAAUCUUUCUCCUCGUCUCCCUAAAUUCUCUCCUAUACUCUCUCACUAAAUAGAAAACCAAGAAACAACGAGAAAUGGCUGUUCUUGGAAGGCAAAUGUGCCAUCGGUUAUCAUUUUCGAUUCUGUUCAUCGUUUUGAUUCAAUCAAAUGUUAUCGCGUAUCAAUUCCAAGUUGGAAAUCUUCAAGCUUGGAACAUACCCACUUCCACAGAUCCAAAAAUUUACACAAAUUGGCCCAAAAAACUCAACUUCAAGAUCGGCGACUCUCUCUUGUUCUUGUAUCCACCAAGUGAAGAUUCAGUGAUUCAAGUGACGAAAGAAUCUUACGACACCUGCAAUCUGAAAGAUCCAAUCUUGUAUAUGAACAAUGGCAAUUCGUUAUUCAAUAUUACUUCACCGGGUGUGUUUUACUUCACCAGUGGUGUUUCCGGCCACUGUGAAAAAUCGCAGAAGCUUCAAAUUUCGGUGUUUGCCGCUGACGGGUCUUUGCCACUGCCGCCUUCUUCCGCUCCCGGCGGAGCACUUGCCGACUCUGCACCUUCCUAUCCCACCGUGUUUGGCGGAAUACCGUCGGGACCGGGGGCGAAGUCUUCAUCGUCGUCGUCGACGGUGAAAGUAUCGGUUUUGAUUUCUGCGGGGAUUGGAGUUUUGAUGUGGGGUUUAGUUGGUGGCAAGAUGUAGAUGAGAUCAAAAUUUCCCUUUUUUUUUUUUU